Sarcophilus harrisii (Tasmanian devil) is the source of this 689-nucleotide messenger RNA. It is a transcript of the gene SDHAF3, whose product is annotated as succinate dehydrogenase complex assembly factor 3. Lineage: Eukaryota; Metazoa; Chordata; Mammalia; Dasyuromorphia; Dasyuridae. The record is from RefSeq and is a predicted model, not a curated record. The coding region runs from base 118 to 474 and encodes 118 amino acids. Gene Ontology annotation, cellular component: mitochondrial intermembrane space; mitochondrion. The transcript has 2 exons. Gene Ontology annotation, biological process: mitochondrial respiratory chain complex II assembly; succinate metabolic process.
GAAAGACAAGAUUCCCGAGCGCGACGUAGCAAAGCAGAGCCGCGCGCGCAGGCGCAUCGGGGCCCCCUCCCCGAGGCGCCGCAUGAUUCACGCAGGCGCAGAAGCCGGCGCAGGAUCAUGCCGGGGCCGCACGUGUCCCGCGUCCGGGCCCUGUACCGGCGGCUCCUGACGCUGCACCGCGCGCUGCCGCCUGACCUGCGCGCCCUCGGCGAUCAGUAUGUGAAGGACGAGUUCCGGCGGCACAAAGGCGUUGGCCGCGAGGAGGCGCUGCGCUUCCUGAGCGAGUGGGAGGGGUACGCGGCGGUGCUCUCCCAGCAGACCAGGGCCGAGGGGGCGCAGCUGGGCGCCCGCCUCAGCCAGGAGCAGCUGGACGCCUUCAGCCCGGAGCAGAUCGGCCAGCUGCAGGAGCUGAUGCAGGAAGCCACCAAACCCAACCGCCAGUUCAGCCUCAGAGACCCGGCCCCGCCCAGCUAGCCUGCCCCCCCCCAUCGGCUGGACCCGCCAACGUGGCCCCGCCCAGCCGGCUGACCCCUCCCGGCCAGACUCCACCCACCUGGCUGGCCCAGCACCUGGCCCUGCUCACCUGGCUGGCCCCGCCCAGCUGGCCCGUCUGGACCAACCGAGCCACCGGGCCCCCUGCUGGGAGGAGCCACUGUGGGGGGGGGGGUGGGGGGUGGGGGGCCCCCCAU